Molecule: messenger RNA, 1722 nt
Organism: Cheilinus undulatus (humphead wrasse)
Lineage: Eukaryota; Metazoa; Chordata; Actinopteri; Labriformes; Labridae
Gene: usp14
Product: ubiquitin specific peptidase 14 (tRNA-guanine transglycosylase)
Exons: 16
Coding region: 136-1620 (494 amino acids)
Biological process (GO): regulation of proteasomal protein catabolic process; proteasome-mediated ubiquitin-dependent protein catabolic process; protein deubiquitination
Molecular function (GO): proteasome binding; cysteine-type deubiquitinase activity; protein binding
Source: RefSeq, a predicted model, not a curated record
AGUUCCCAGCGUGUUGUUGCAGCGUCAUUCUGUUUGAAUGAAGUUCAGACUGAGAACUAGCCAACUCUUCAUUCGCGCCCCGGUGGAUUGAAACAGGGAAAAACGAAGAGUUGAGGAAGCAGACGAUUGCCAAAUAUGCCGGUGUUUACAGUAAAUGUGAAAUGGGGCAAAGAGAAGUUUGAUGCAGUAGAGCUGAACACUGAGGAGCCUCCCAUGGUGUUCAAGGCUCAGCUCUUUGCCCUGACAGGAGUUCAGCCAGACAGACAAAAGGUCAUGGUGAAGGGAGGCACUCUGAAGGAUGAUGAGUGGGGGAACAUUAAACUAAAAAAUGGAAUGACUCUGCUGAUGGUGGGCUCUGCUGAUGCCCUGCCUGAGGAGCCUGCAGUCCGGCCCAUGUUUGUAGAGGACAUGACUGAGGAGCAGCUGGCCUCAGCGAUGGAGCUACCUUGUGGACUGACAAACUUGGGCAACACCUGUUACAUGAACGCCACAGUGCAGUGCCUGCGCUCUGUGCCUGAGCUGAAAACUGCACUCAGAAGGUAUUCAGGUGCUCUGAGAUCUUCAGGUGCAAAUGCACCAUCACAGUACAUCACAGCAGCCCUCCGUGACUUGUAUGAGACGAUGGACAAGACCUCAUCCAGCCUCCCUCCAAUUAUUUUGCUGCAGUUCCUUCACAUGGCCUUUCCACAGUUUGCAGAGAAGGGAGACCAGGGACAGUACCUACAGCAGGAUGCCAAUGAGUGCUGGCUGCAGAUGAUGAGAGUACUUCAACAAAAGUUGGAGCCAUUAGAGCCAGAGACUCCCAUGGAGACUGACUCUGAGAGUGGAGCUACUUCUGCCUCUGCUUCUUCAAAGAAGAACUUCAUCGACCAGUAUUUUGGUGUAGAAUUUGAAACUUCUAUGAAAUGCACAGAGUCAGAGGAAGAGGAGCCGAUCAAGGGCAAGGAGAGCCAGCUCCAGCUCAGCUGCUUCAUCAACCAAGAAGUCAAAUACCUUGCAACGGGUCUAAGACUGAGACUGCAGGAAGAAAUCACAAAAAUGUCCACAACCUUGGAAAGAAACGCUCUGUAUAUAAAAUCUUCUAAACUCAGCCGCCUGCCUGCCUACUUGACGGUUCAAAUGGUCCGGUUUUUCUACAAAGAGAAAGAGUCCGUCAAUGCAAAAGUCCUCAAGGAUGUCAAGUUCCCUCUCAUGCUGGAUGUGUAUGAGCUGUGCACCUCAGAAGUCCAGGAGAAAAUGCUGCCAAUCAGAUCAAAGUUCAAGGAAAUGGAAGACAAGAAACUAGAGAAACAGCAGCAGAAAGUGGUGAAGAAGCCAGACACAGCAAAAGAAAUGAAAUAUGAGCCUUUCUCAUUCCCUGAUGACCUUGGCUCAAACAACAGCGGGUACUACGACCUGCAGGCUGUUCUGACACACCAAGGGCGCUCCAGCUCAUCAGGUCACUAUGUGGGCUGGGUUAAGAGGAAAGAAGAUGAGUGGGUCAAGUUUGAUGAUGACAAGGUGAGCAUCGUGUCUCCAGAGGAUAUCCUGCGACUGUCAGGUGGCGGGGACUGGCAUAUAGCAUACGUUCUACUGUACGGCCCACGGAGACUGGAAAUACUUGACGAGGAUGAACAGUAGCAGUGGAAGAUUUCCUAAACAAAGACAACAUCCAACACGUACAAAUUGCCAUUUCCAAGCACUGUCUGCAUAGAUGUGCAAUAAAACUGGUGUCUUUAAAGA